GAAGGGCCAGCCAAAAGCCGAAUGAAUCCUAAAGCCCUGUGUGAGGAUUCCCUCACCUGAUUCACUCAAACAAACCCAGGCACACCUUCUUAGGACAGUAAUCUCACCCUAGUGGAGGAAAUAAAGCACAAACCAGCAACACAAGGAAAGGAGACAGACAUGGUUCCCAUGUAGCCCCUAACCCACACUGAUGCAAAUACAGUUACCUAUACACAUCGAGACUUCAGAAACCAAAGCAAGGAAAGAGAUGUCUCUCUCGCACGUACCCGCACACACAUCGACAUCUUUAUCUUUUUGUUCCUUUAUUAACUUUUUUUUUUCUUUUUUGCCUUCCACUGCACCCAUGGUGAUGCUGCAUAGAGAAGUAUACGUCAAAUUGACCGCGGGCAGGGCCGUGGGGUGGAGAUACUGUAGGCUGCCUGGAUUUGGGCAGCUCUGAAUAUCUUAUUUUUAUGCAUAUUUUGGUUUUCUGGAUUGGCAUUGGAUUGUGGGUUCAUAGGCCUCAAAGAAAAGAGGAGAGGAGGAAGGCUCAAUGCUUGCACUUUACUCUCCAAUGGAUGCUUAGUGUGCUGCACUCUGAGCUGGUGGUUUAGAAAACCGGAGACAGUGUCUGCAUCCUUCUUUUAUUCUCUGCUGGUCUCUUUCUUUGAUUGUUAAACGCCCACAUUGCUUUGUUUUCUCUUCAAAAUCAGACUUUUCACUCCUCUGCCUUGGGUGUUCGUAUCACAGUCAUGCUAUCUGGAUUCCUGGGCUUCUUUGCUUUUCCAAGGUUUUAGAUUCAGAACUCUUCUGAGGAAGGGCAAAAAAAUGAAUCUCUUUCCCCCCCCCUCCUCUCCUUUCAGAUUCCAGUAGCCGGUUGUGUUCUUGAUCCGUUUUAAAUGGUCGGAAGAUCACGCCACAUCUUUCUGUUCUAAGCUUGACCUUUGGUUUCUGAUCUUUCUUUCUGAAAUAGAUCAGAAUACUUUUUUUUCUGGGACUCUUUUUCUUAGCCUUCUCCACUAGUAUCAGAAGAGAGAAUAAGAAACUAAUUUCUUUUGGGCGUUUGUUUUCCUCAUUUUUCUCUCGCAAGACCCAGAUUCCUGCAGACCCUUGGUAGAAUUUUGGGACCUUCCUCUUUGUGGCUGUAUGAAGAAGUGCUGAAACAAUGAGAGAUGAGAAUCCAAAGAAAAGCAAGCUGUCAUGGCCCAAGACCCUUGUUAAAAGAUGGUUCAACAUCAAGAGCAAAGGUCGGGAGCGUCAUGCAGAUGAUGUUGCUGAUAGAGGAGAUAAUAGGCAGUGGACGGCCAACUUUUCUGAGAGGGAGACAUGUACUGUCAAGAGAAGCAGCACAGAUAGAUUGUCCAGGAAGCACAUAGAUCAAAUUCAGCAAAGAACGUUUGAUCCUCAUUCCGCUCAAGUUGCAGAUGUUCAGGACUACAAGAUAUUUGUUGCAACUUGGAAUGUAGGUGGGAAGUCCCCACCAAGAAAUUUGAUUCUCUUGGACUGGCUUCAUUCUUCUUCUCCUUCAGAUAUAUAUGUUUUGGGCUUCCAAGAGAUUGUUCCACUAAAUGCUGGGAAUGUUCUCGUCACAGAAGAUAAUGGUCCAGCAAAGAAAUGGCUGUGGCUUAUUAGGAAGACUUUGAACAGUCCUGACACCUGCGGGUCUGAUAGCUAUCACACGCCAUCACCCGUUCCAUAUCCUAUCUUGGAGUUGAAUGCUGAUUUUGAGAGGUUCUCAGUGAGGCAGAAAAAUUCGUCAUUUCUCCAUCGACGUUCCUUUCAAUAUCCAAGUCAUAGUUUAAAAUUUGAAGGGGAUACUAUAUUACCCCAACAAAUGAUCGAGCACCGAUUCAGUGUCUGUGAUAGGGUUAGCUUUGAGAGCAGACCAAGUGAUUUUGAUUCCAAUUUUAGGUGUGAAGGUUCAUCUGAUGAUGAGAACAUUGGUGAGGAGUCACCUACUGACAUGUUUAGUUCACCAAAUUCGUAUGGCUAUGGUGCUCCUCCACAUGUUGAAGAAAGGGAUAGGCUAUCUGUGAACUCUAGGUAUUGUAUGGUUGCGAGCAAACAAAUGGUUGGAAUAUUUCUUACAAUUUGGGUGCGCAGUGACAUUAGAGAAGACAUUAAGAACUUGAAGAUUUCUUGUGUAGGCAGGGGAUUAAUGGGUUAUCUUGGAAACAAGGGUUCCAUAUCGAUCAGCAUGUCCUUUCACAAAACAAGUUUCUGCUUCAUCUGUAGUCAUUUGACCUCAGGGCAGAAAGAUGGGGAUGAACUGCGUAGAAAUUCAGAUGUCAUGGAGAUUCUAAAAAAGACUAGAUUCCCACAUGUGCAGAGAAGUGAUCGUGACAAGUCUCCUGAAACAAUUCUUGAUCAUGAUCGCAUAAUAUGGCUUGGGGAUUUGAAUUACCGCAUUGCUCUUUCAUAUCGGUCAGUGAAGACUCUAGUUGAAAUGCGCAACUGGAGAGCUUUGUUGGAAAAAGAUCAGCUCCAAAUAGAACAACGAUGUGGCCGUGUAUUUGAAGGAUGGAAAGAAGGAAGGAUAUAUUUUCCUCCCACCUAUAAAUAUUCAAAUAAUUCGGAUCGAUAUGCGGGGGAUGACACAAACCCUAAGGAGAAGCGACGAACACCUGCAUGGUGUGACCGUAUAUUAUGGAAUGGAAGAGGCCUUAAUCAAUUGUCUUAUGUUCGAGGAGAGUCGAGAUUCUCUGACCAUCGACCUGUAUAUAGCAUUUUCACAGCAGAGGUUGAAAUGAUGAAUCAUAGCUACCUCAGGAAGAACAUGGGUUAUUUUGGCUCUCGUGUGGAGGCGGAAGAACUGUUACCACACUCUCAUGGUUAUACAGAGUUAAACUACUGCUAGGUUUCCUGCCAAAUUAAGACAUUCUGCUUCACUUCAAACUACAAAGACUAUUCUCAACCUCUUUGGAAAUCAGCAUGUAGUUCUUCAAAUCAAGCAAAUAGAGGCCAAAAAGAGAGCAUUCAUUUAUUGGAAACUAGAGAUGAAGCAGGAAAAGCAGAUGGUCGUUUUGCUGCUGUCCAAAAUCUAGUCAAGAAAGAUGUUUGAGAGAACUAAACCAGAAUAGGUCAGUUACAACAUCUACAGAAAGCUUGCUUCACUCACUAAAACCUAAGCAAUCCUACUAGCAGCCAGAUGAUAGUUCCCAGUUGAACAAGAAUACUCUCAAAAUAAAGAUACAUUGAACCAAUAAGAAGAUGAGACACUCCUAUUGCACCAUCCAACCAGUCUGAAGUAGCCAAGUGAGCAUAUAACUUUUUUUCUUUUUGAAUUUAAUUUUUAUUUGUGACAUCAUUCUUCUCAAAAUGAGUGCAGAAAUUUUGUAGAGCAAGAAGGGUGAAGUACAGUCAAUAAUAAUGUGCAUAAUUCUUUUCUUUUUUGUAUUGAGAAGAAGGAUGAGUUCCUGGUUCAUACUCAUUGCCAUUGCGCUGGUGAUAGAAAUAUGUAUCAGUCAUAAAUUGUUCGGAGAGCAUGGUAUACGUUUUAUGAAGCAAACACUUGACGCCA
Messenger RNA from Musa acuminata subsp. malaccensis (wild Malaysian banana), 3499 nucleotides. RefSeq names its product type IV inositol polyphosphate 5-phosphatase 7. NCBI's taxonomy places the organism in Eukaryota, Viridiplantae, Streptophyta, Magnoliopsida, Zingiberales, Musaceae. Gene Ontology annotation, molecular function: phosphatidylinositol-3,4,5-trisphosphate 5-phosphatase activity; phosphatidylinositol-4,5-bisphosphate 5-phosphatase activity; inositol-polyphosphate 5-phosphatase activity. Gene Ontology annotation, biological process: phosphatidylinositol dephosphorylation. The record is from RefSeq and is a predicted model, not a curated record.